Messenger RNA from Python bivittatus (Burmese python), 7022 nucleotides. RefSeq names its product glutaminase (gene GLS). Gene Ontology annotation, molecular function: glutaminase activity; protein binding. Lineage: Eukaryota; Metazoa; Chordata; Lepidosauria; Squamata; Pythonidae. The record is from RefSeq and is a predicted model, not a curated record. Gene Ontology annotation, biological process: L-glutamine catabolic process.
CUACAACUCGGGCUCAGGCAAGGAAGCAGGCGGCUUGGGGGAAAAUAAAAUAAAGCAAGGUCUGUUGCCUAGCUUGGAGGAUUUGCUCUUUUAUACCAUUGCAGAAGGACAAGAAAAAAUACCAGUUCAUAAGUUCAUCACAGCUUUAAAAUCUACAGGUUUACGCACAUCUGAUCCAAGACUGAAAGAAUGCAUGGAUAUGUUAAGAUUGACCCUUCAGACAACAUCAGAUGGUGUCAUGCUAGAUAAAGAUCUCUUUAAAAAAUGCGUCCAAAGCAAUAUUGUCUUACUAACGCAGGCUUUCAGGAGAAAAUUUGUCAUUCCUGAUUUUAUGUCAUUUGCCUCUCAUAUUGAUGAGUUAUAUGAAAAUGCUAAAAAACAGUCAGGAGGAAAGGUUGCUGACUAUAUCCCACAACUGGCUAAAUUCAGUCCUGACUUGUGGGCAGUGUCUGUUUGCACAGUCGAUGGGCAGAGGCAUUCUGUCGGAGAUACCAAAGUCCCAUUUUGUCUUCAGUCCUGUGUAAAGCCUUUGAAAUAUGCUGUUGCUGUUAAUGAUCUUGGCACAGAGUAUGUACACAGAUAUGUUGGUAAAGAACCUAGUGGAUUAAGAUUCAACAAAUUGUUCCUCAAUGAAGAUGACAAACCUCAUAAUCCUAUGGUGAAUGCUGGAGCAAUUGUGGUCACCUCUUUGAUCAAGCAAGGAGCAAAUAAUGCUGAGAAGUUUGACUAUGUAAUGCAGUUCAUGAAUAAGAUGGCUGGAAAUGAAUAUGUCGGUUUCAGUAAUGCCACGUUCCAGUCUGAAAGAGAGAGUGGAGACAGAAACUUUGCAAUAGGCUAUUAUCUGAAAGAGAAAAAGUGUUUUCCAGAGGGUACAGAUAUGGUUGGCAUACUGGAUUUCUAUUUCCAGUUGUGCUCCAUAGAAGUGACUUGUGAAUCUGCUAGUGUCAUGGCAGCAACCCUUGCUAAUGGUGGCUUUUGCCCCAUCACUGGUGAGAGAGUCCUGAGUCCUGAAGCAGUUCGGAACACACUAAGUUUAAUGCAUUCCUGUGGCAUGUAUGACUUCUCAGGACAGUUUGCCUUCCAUGUGGGUCUUCCUGCAAAAUCUGGAGUUGCUGGUGGCAUUCUCUUGGUUGUUCCUAACGUUAUGGGCAUGAUGUGCUGGUCACCUCCGCUAGACAAGAUGGGCAACAGCGUUAAGGGGAUACAUUUUUGUCAUGAACUGGUUUCUUUGUGCAACUUUCAUAAUUAUGAUAACCUGAGGCAUUUUGCAAAGAAGCUUGAUCCUCGGAGGGAAGGUGGUGAUCAGCGACAUUCCUUUGGACCAUUGGACUAUGAGAGUCUCCAGCACGAACUUGCAUUAAAAGAAACUGUGUGGAAAAAAGUGUCACCCGAAUCAAAUGAGGACAUCUCCACUACUGUGGUGUAUAGAAUGGAAGGUCGGGGAGAGCAAAACUAGUGCAAUGGGAGAGUUUUGAUUUCAUCUUUAAACACACUCCAGUUUGUCUAGAUUACACAGUUCCAAAUAUUUUAGUUUUAUUCUUUUGAUUUCAGUAAUUUGUAAAUAUGCUUGAGACACCAAAAAUUGGUAUAUCAAUAAUUUUAUAUUAACUGCUUUAAUAAUUUUUUUCAGAAAGCAAUUUGAAACAAAACUUAACAUGUGUGCUAUCUAAACUUGUGUUGUGCUUAAGGAAUGAAUUCAAAAGGGAAUUUUUAGGGGUGCUGAAAAAUUAAGAAAUAUUGCAGUGCAUCAAGAUGCAAACAGCAUAAUUGUUAACAAAAAGCAUGAGAGCAAAGGAUAUAGGAAAACAUGAGUCCCAGAUCAUAAGUAGAUAUUUCUUUUAUUGUCAAUAUAUUCUAAAAAAUGACCCGUUAUCUUUUCCAUGAACUGUUUAAAAACUUGAUCCCAAUUAUUUGGAUUUAAAUUCAGUUAAUUUCAGUGUAACCAAUUGUAAGUCAAGUUAACUGUUCAACUUUUGCAACACUGGCAAAAGAAUACAAGACUUUUACAUAAAGCAUAUUGGUAAACAAACUUAUUUAAGGCUGUGUAAAAAAUAUUAGUAUGUUACAAUAUGAGUUAAGGUAAGAAAGUCAUGCUGGAUUAGACAAAAAUCCUAAUUCCAGGAUUCUGCUUUUUCAAUGGCCACUUAGCAUCCUUUUGCUGUUUUUCACCAGCAGUUGAUACUGUAAGUCAGUCUAUUUCUGAUAUAGGAGGUAGUGUAUAGCCAUUAGGGCUAGCAUCCAGUUGAUAGCUUCAUCCUUCAUGAAUGUUUCUAAUUCAGUUUUAAAACCAUAACAAGUUUAUGACCAUCCCUAUAUCUUAAGUAAUAAAUUCCAUGGUACAAGUGCUCUGUGAAGAAUCACUUCCUUGUGUGAUCGGUGACCCUGGGUUCUAAUAUUAUAAAAAGGGGGUAAUAAAGCUUAUCUCUCACUGAUUGUUUACACCCUCUUUAUUUUUAUGCUCCUCUAUCAUGCCUCCCCUUACUUUUACUUUUCCAAGCUAAAAGACUUCAAAUAUUAAACCAUUUUCUUGUAGGAGAUUGAGCUCUUGUAGUAAAUCUAGUAGAAGUGUGUUAGAAAAAUGUGCUUCUAUUGAGCCUUCAACUUCUGAAAAAAAUGAUGGUCUGAUUUGUUUAGGCAUCAGAAAUCAGGUACAAAGGCUAGAUUCCACUACUCAGUUGUGAUUGCAGCAGCCUAUAACCCUAUAAAAUUAGAAAUCUACUGUAGAUGAGGUAAGGAUAUGUUCAGAAUGCAUUGCAAAAAACAAUGUGGAAACUACAGAAUUUUAGCACGGUUGCUUCUGCGCUAGAAACCUGUAGUGCUGCUGAAGGAUAGCUUUCCUCAGUUAACCAAGCACGGGAUUAAGUACUGUGUCAAGUAUAAUUUAAGGAAGAGUCAUAAACUCAGUCGGGUAGAAAGCAGAUGACACUAAGUAUAGAUAAUACUGUGCUAUAUGGAUCAACAGCCUUGAUAUGAGUAAACAUCCAGUAUGCUCAUAUAAUAAGUGGCAUCUGUUCUCAUAGUCAGGUUCUUUCUGUGAUUCCUCUUCACAAAGCUUUGUUCAACUACGUUUUCUUCUACAAAUGAAAACUUCUUGUACUCAAGUUCAGUAUUAUUUACUGGAUACUUAAAAAAUCAAUAUGGCUGCAGUAUUGGUGACUUUUCCUUAUUUAGUCUGCUAAAUAUCUCAGAAAAAUUCUAGGAAAGAAGAUAAUAUUAGAAUGUUCUAAACAGGAGUGGGGAAACUGUGAGUCCUUUGGGUGUUGCUGAAUUAUAACUUCUAACUUCCCUUGCUAUGGGUAAUGCCUAUGUUUUGGGGAGUUGUAAUUCAGUAACUUUUGGGGGCCAAAGUUUCCCUAUUCAUAGAAUGGUAGAUUUGAAAGGCAUGACAAGGAUCAUCUACUCCAGGCCUCUGCAGUGCGCAGUUCUAACAUCCUUGAGAGGUAACUGUCUGGCCUCUUCUCUAGAGACUAACAACCUCUGUGUGCAGACAGCUCCACUGUGUACAAAUCUUAUUUUCAGGAAGUUUUUCCUUAUAUUUAAACAACAGUUGGAACUGCAACUUCUCCCUAGUCCUAAUUUCUGUAGCAGUAGACCAUCUUCCCCAGAACACUCUUUUAUACACCUGAACUUUGAUAUUGUAUUUCCACUCAGUUGUCUUUUUUCCAGGCUGAAUAUCCCAAAUUUCUUAAGCCUGUCCUAAUAGGACAUGUCCUCCAUUCCUUGCAUUGUCACCUUUGUUGCCCUCCUCUUAACAUAUUUGAACCUGAUGAUAUCCUGGAAAUGUAGUGCCUACCACUAUCCUGGUAGUGCCCAGAUAUGUACACAGUACUUAUAGGUACUGUGAGAGGAAUAAAGAUGUCAUGUGUUUUCAGUACAGUGCUUCUUCUAAUGUACCCAGAACUGCCAUUGGCCUUUCUAAUAGCUGUCUCACACUGCUGUCUCAUGUUCAGCCUGUUUUCAAUGACCACACCCAAGCCCUUCUUUGAUGGGGUACUUCCAAGUCAUGAAUCUCCCAUCUUGUUUGUGUGUCCUGUAUUUUUAUUCCCUAAAUGUAAUAGCCUACAUUUUUCAUUGGUGAAGAGCAUUUUGUUCCUUUCAGCCCAGUCCUCCAGCCUGUCCAGAUUUUGCAAUCUCAUUUCAUUGGCCUGGGUGGGGGCCAGAGCUCCCAAUUUUGUGUCUUCUGCAAAUUUGAUCUAGACAAGAGGAAAGUUUGAGUUAAUACCAGCACUAGAAUGUGCUCUUAAAGCACUGGGGGAGUAUAGGAAACAAAACCCCAGUGCUAAAUUACAUUUAAAGAAGUCAUGCUUUAUCAAUCUCUACAAUUAAUGCUCUUAGAAAAGCAUUUUUAUUAUAAUGACUGCAAUAGCCAAUUAUCAUGUUAAUGGAUUGGAAGCAAUCCAGACAGAUUGAUAAGGUUGAAGCUGGUUUGUUGAUAACAGGAACAAUGCCUUUUCAGUGGUGUCUUCAUACUAGUGGAAUUCUCUUUUUGCAGAAAUCUGCUUGGCCCUUUCUGUCUUUUAAGCAGAAUCAAUCUUAUGCUGACAUAUUGCUGCCCCCCUCAACGUACCAUUUUUAAUUUGUUGCUUUUUAAUUUUGGUUAUUGCUGUAAAAUACCGUAGGGGUCCUUUUUUAAAAGGCAUGGUAGUAGGUGGGGGGUUUGUUUUUGUUUUGUUUUAUUCAUGGUUCAAGACCAAAAACAGGAAAAAACCAACAAUACAAUAUAAUGAGUAUAAAAGGGAAGUUUUAAAAGAAUGUGAGAGAAUACUAAAACAGUUAGCAGCCAAGAAUUAAUAAAAUGAGGGAGGAACCAGACAGCUUCUAACAGCUAUAGCAAUUGAUAAAAACAUUGCAACCUUUUUAAAGGUUUCUGAAGAGUGGUCAGCCAGAAGAAGGGUAAUGGCUUCCUAGUCACAAUGGCAAUUAGAGUUGUUAACAAUUGGAAGUAUUAAAUUCCAGUACUUAAUGGAAGUAUUAAGUAUUGGGUAUACAUUGGGUGUACAGUGGACAUUUUAAUAGCAUGUAUAAGAAGAUUCUACCUCCAUGUCUGAACAAAAGCAAGUUCAGCUUUCAUAUGGGAGACUUCUAAAUCUACCAAUUGUUGCCAUAAUAGAUAGUGACCCAGUUCAGGCCAAAGUAAACAGUCUCCUAUGACGAACAUAUAAGAUGUUAAAGAAAGAUCUAGGAACAAUCUGGGGAGGAGGAGCAAUUGUGUUAUAAAAGGGAUGGGAAACGUUGGCUCUGUCACUUUGGAUAUCUAAAUCCCAAAUUCUCUUGUGUCAAUUCAGCCAGUUUUAUCAAGCCCCAAAGCAGGUGCUGCUGACAAGGUAAGACCACAGUAUACCAAAUCGUCAUUAAUUUGUCUUCCUAGGGUGGAAGACAACCUGCCUGGCAAGUGAGAUGGUCUAAGGAAGUUCCCAAAUAGACUUGCUUCAGCCAGAAUCUAAGAUGACAAUAUUUUAAUUGUGCCCCAAGGGAAAUGCAACCUAAUUCCAGUUGUGUUAGAGUGUUAGAAGUUGAAUAAAGAACUCGUAGUAAGAUUUUCAAGAAUUUUGGUUGGAUUGCCUCUAAAGUACUAGAUUGCUUUUAAAUACAUAGCUGAGCACUAUAUAGCAUCAAACCCAGAACUUUGGCUUUAAAUAGUUUAAUAGCUGUUGGGACUUAAUAAUUACCAAAUUUGACCUGCAAAUUUAGCAAUUGCAAGGGAUGUUUUGGGGGCUUUUACUAGAAGUUCUCCAUUUGAACAGACCAGCAGGUAGAAGAUUGAAAAUAGACAGCUAAAUAUUUAAAGGAUUGUACCUGCUUGGUGAGUUUGCCAUUGAUCAUCCAUCUAAUUGGGGCUUUAAGCGUUUUCUAGAGAAUACUAAUAUUUUGUUUUAGAGUAGCUUGGUUCGAGGUGUUCUCUAGAGCAGGAGAGUGAUAAAGCUAGCAGGAAAUAAUUUUAAAAAUUAUUUUGUCCUCCUUAUUUGAUGAAGGUGCUUUCUCUCUGGCCCUUCUGCCAGCUUCUGUGCUACCCCAUUUUCCUGUAUAUUUCGCUUCUUAAGGAGAUCAGAUUUGAGGAAGUGCACAAGACUCACUUGAUGAAUGGCUGAUGGAUGAACAUGAAACUACUAAUCUGUGAGAAUGGAAGCAACUGUUACAAAGAUGUUUUUAGCUUGAUUGAACUAGAUUGGGGCAGAGAUAAAUGUUCUCUUUCUGAAUCAGCACCACCUAUGUCACUUCACCAAGCAGGUGGUUUCAGUUAAAUUUGGAAUACCAUGCACCUCUAAAGCAUUUGGCAUAUGCAGAUUUUUGGUGUCUUUGUAAUGACUGCAUUUAGUAUGUGUGAAAAGGCCUUAUGGCCUUGGGAAAUAGGACACAAAACUUUGAUUUGUGGACAUUAUCAUUGGAUAAGGAUGGGCAAUGAAUGGACCAUCUGAUGUUAUUGAUAUUCUGCUCUUCAUAGUGCUAGACAACCUGGCCAAAGUGACUAAUGAUGGGGAUGGUAAUAAAAAAUAAGGUUGUCCCUGCUGUCCAUUUUAAGCCUGAAAGACUUCCUAAACUAUUAAAACAGUCGGUUUCAGACUUGACAUGAGGUGUUUUGAGUUCAGAGUAGUUCAGAUUUGAAACAUUUUACAUAUGUCUGUCUAGAGUCUUCUAAGUUAUACCACCAGAUUAUACCCACCAGAGAAAUGGCUACGUUCCAGGAAGAAUCAACUGUAUGGUCAAGGCCACAAACAUGAUCUCGAAAGUUGACAGAAUAUUGUUGUUUUUAAUCUGUAAUUAGUAAAGCUUAGUGUGCAUUUUUGUUCAUAGCAGUAUCAGUUCUUAGUAUUCAAGCAUUUAUCUUGUUGUAUUCCCCCCUGCCCUUUGACAUAAUUAAUGCUUAAAAAUAUGUGUUUAAACUUUGUUUUACCAUGUGUUCUAUGAUUUUUUCUCCUCAGUUUAAAUGAUUUAUGUGUUCCACUUUUCAUUUACAUUGUAUGUUAUUUAUGUACCUUGAGCACAUACACUUUGUAUUAUAAUAAAUUUUUAUUUUAAGCAGA